CCCCUUCACGACGGCUGCUCCAGUCGCUCAUCGGCGCCCGGACGAAGCGGUAGUUGUCGCGUUUUCACGGUCGAGCCUCACCUCGUCUGCUUACCCACGUCGAAGCAUAUCCUUAAGAACACCAUGGCAUCCGUGUGCAUCAUCGGUUCCGGCAACUGGGGCUCGGCCAUCGCCAAGAUAGUCGGCAUGAACGCGAAGAAACAGAGCAGCUUCGCUGAUCGUGUCACCAUGUACGUUUACGAAGAGAUGAUUGAUGGGAAGAAGCUGACGGAGAUUAUUAACCAGACGCAUGAGAACGUCAAGUAUCUUCCGGGGCAUAAGAUUCCUGAGAACGUGAUUGCGAUCCCGGACGUGGUGGAGGCUGCAAAAGACGCAGACAUACUUAUAUUCGUAGUUCCGCAUCAGUUUAUCCAAAGAAUAUGCAGCAGUUUGCAGGGAAAGAUCAAACCUACCGCUGUCGGUCUGUCGUUAAUCAAGGGCUUCGACAAGAAGGAAGGUGGUGGCGUCGAGCUUAUAUCUCACAUUAUUUCGAGACAACUGCAAAUUCCAAUCUCGGUCCUGAUGGGUGCUAACUUGGCUUCCGAAGUGGCUGACGAGAUGUUCUGCGAGACCACCAUUGGCUGCAAGGAUAAAGCGAUGGCGCCAGUACUUCGCAAUUUGAUCCAGACGUCAUAUUUCAGGGUGGUAGUUGUUGAAGAUGUAGAUUCUGUGGAGUGUUGCGGAGCGCUAAAAAAUAUAGUUGCCUGCGGAGCUGGUUUCGUCGAUGGAUUGGGUCUGGGUGACAAUACGAAAGCCGCCGUGAUCAGGCUAGGCCUUAUGGAGAUGAUCAAAUUUGUUGAUGUGUUCUUCCCGGGAGGAAAAUUGUCAACCUUCUUUGAAAGUUGCGGAGUGGCCGAUUUGAUUACAACGUGCUACGGUGGACGCAAUAGGAAGGUUUCGGAGGCCUUCGUCAAAACUGGCAAGUCUAUCGAAACGUUGGAGAAAGAGAUGCUAAACGGACAGAAACUGCAGGGUCCCUUUACCGCCGAAGAAGUCAAUUACAUGCUAAAAGCGAAGAAUAUGGAAAAUAGGUUUCCACUGUUCACGGCAGUUCAUCGGAUUUGCAUUCAUGAGCUAAAACCAAUGGAUUUAGUCGAUUGCAUACGCAGCCAUCCGGAACACAUGAACGAGGACGCCUCUCCGUCGUCGAUGAAGCUCAAGUCGCCCAAAUGCCAUCUUUGAGGAUGCCGUGCGUCGUUCUUCGAAGGAAGACUGGUCGCCAUUAAAAAUCAACAUCCUAAGUCGUACAAAUGCGUAAUGCUAAUUCAAUGAUACAUUGAAUUUAUUUAACCAUUGUCAAACCGAAGUGGAGUAUUAGUUAUUAAGCUGGAGUUUAAUUGGGGAUUUUUUUAUUGCGUGCUUGUUAUUAGUGUUCUUAACCCGGAAAAAUUCUCAGAAAUUUUGGAAAGGAACAUUUUUCCAAAAUUUUUUUGGAAAAGAACAUUUUGUUCUUUGCCGUAUUUUUUUACAGGUUUUUCCUUUAAUGCCACCUUUAUUGUUUUCUACGCAUGUGCAUGCGUCAAUGGUUUUAAUAUUUCUUUCAUACUUAAAAAGACUAUUUUAAAUAUAUACUAUAGUUUAAAGCUCAUAAAAGUGACUUAUUUUGAGGAAUUUUUUAAAAAUAAAUUGCUAAAAACGAACAAAGAAUUUCCAAUUACCAACAUAUCAUAUGUAAUUCUUUAAUUUCUUUCGGUAAUUCUGUUACUUUAAUUCUCUUAAAAGAUUUAAUAAGUAAUUUAUCAAUAAAAUCAGAUAUCAUUAUCAGUGCUUUUUUUCAUAUUUUAUGAAAAAGAAAACAGAACAAUUCGGAUUUUUCUUGAUUUUAUUUUUCUGGAAAAUUAAGAACACUACUUAUCACGUUGCUAAUGGUUGGAGUGUAGUAUUAACAUAGUAAUCCUUUAUUACAUUCUUUAUUUAUUCGCAGAGACAUUAUUAAAUUUAAAAAGCUCAUUUUUACAUUAAAAAAAAAAUUUAGGAAUAUUUAAAUAAUAAACAAAUGAAACGAGCGAGUUUGAAUGUUCUACAAAGGAGAGGUUCUACUAAUAAUAUUGAUCAAUAUAUUAAACGAUGUUCGAUGCAAUUGUGAUAGUUUAUAGACUUACAAAUCUGUAAACUGUGAUAGUUUAUAGAUCAUUAAAUAAUUCACAUCUCAUGUUGUGAUUAUUAAUUAUUCUUUUAUUUAUAAUAAUACUUUUUUUCAAAGAUUUUGUAUUGCAAUGUAUAUAUAAAGAUAACUUCUUGAAAUUCUUUAGAGAUAUUUCUUAUUAAUAAUUUUGGUGAAUAUGAAAUAAUAAAGCGAAUUUCUUUAUAUGGAA
Solenopsis invicta (red fire ant) is the source of this 2354-nucleotide messenger RNA. RefSeq names its product glycerol-3-phosphate dehydrogenase [NAD(+)], cytoplasmic (gene Gpdh1). Gene Ontology annotation, cellular component: glycerol-3-phosphate dehydrogenase (FAD) complex; cytosol. Lineage: Eukaryota; Metazoa; Arthropoda; Insecta; Hymenoptera; Formicidae. The transcript is spliced from 8 exons. The record is from RefSeq and is a predicted model, not a curated record. Gene Ontology annotation, molecular function: glycerol-3-phosphate dehydrogenase [NAD(P)+] activity; protein homodimerization activity; NAD binding. The coding region runs from base 124 to 1221 and encodes 365 amino acids. Gene Ontology annotation, biological process: glycerol-3-phosphate catabolic process; carbohydrate metabolic process.